GUGUUCCAGGUAGUGGCAUCCGAAGAUGUCGGAAAGCUGGGCCUGGUGUUCAUGAGUUUGCCCCCGGGCCAUAUCGAGGUGAAGUCCGUGUCUGCUGGGAGCUGGGCCGCAGACCAGGACAUUGUAACUGGAGAUCUGUUGGUGGAGGCACAAGGCAGAGACCUAGAGAGUGUCUCUGAUGAGGACUUCCGUGAUUUCACACAACAGCGUCCCCUCACUCUUGUGUUCCUGGCGAGUGAUCCCGAUGUGCAGUCAAAGAGGCUUGCGCGCAUUGCGGCUGCCGAGGCGGCCAAGGCCCAGGCAGCAGCAGAGGCCGAGGCAGCCAAGGCCAAGGCAGCUGCGGAGGCUGAGGCAGCCAAAGCCAAGGCAGCCAAGGCCAAGGCGGCCGCUGAUGUGGCCAAGGCUAAGGCCGCAGCAGAGGCCGAAGCAGCUAAGGCCAAGGAGGCUGCUGAAAUGGCCAAGGCCAAGGCAGCAGCAGAGGUUAAGGCAGCAGAAGAAGCUAAGGCAGCGGCAGAGGCUGAGGCAGCUGAGACGAAGGCAGCUGCUGCAGCAGCUUCUAAAGCAGCAGCGGCUCAAACUGCAACAGAAAAGCCAGCAGAGAAGCUACAUGUUGAGGCAGCAAAGCCUGCGCAAACGCCCAAGACACUUCAAGCAGGGAAGGACGACCCGUCCCCUGCGCCGGCCAGAGUGAAAAGCCCCGACCCCACACAAGCAUCGCGGCCAGCGCCCGCGGCGCCUCCAAAUUCAGGUCCGACAUCACAUGCAGCGGAUGGUGCAGAACCAGCACUAGAGUCACUAGAGGUUCAGCCUGCCCCGCCUGCAGCGUCAGCGCAAGUGGACAUGCCCAUGUCCCCAAAGCCCGAAGGUAUCACAGAGUCAACACCCACUGAGGCAGCCAAGCCAAGGCUUCAGGAAGUUCCUGCUAAGGAGACAAUGAAACACACUGAGAGCAAGGAGGCCUUGGAGACAUCUCAGCACAGUCAGCAAAGGCAGUCGGCUGAUAAGACAACUGGGCUGGAACACCAACCUUUGCAGCCAACUCACAGCGAGCCAGUGCCACAGCAAAUCCCAAGCCGGAGGUCCAACAGCUCUGUCGUAUCGCCGCAGCCUUCAAUUCCUGAACCCAUCUCUUUGCAUUCAGUAGAGCCUGGUGCCAACCAGCUUGCAGACGAGCUAGCAGCAAGCCAAGCAAAGCUGCGAACAGCGCAGGUGGAGCGUGCAGCGCUUCAGGAUGAGGCCGCGGCUUCCCGAGGCAUCAUCAAACAGCUGCGCAGUGAGCUCAAAGAGGCCAGGCGAGCCCAGAGAGACCCGGAAGGUGGAGAGGAAGCUUGGGGUGGCCGCGGUAGCCGCAGUAGCCAGGCAUCCGACAGCAUGGUGAGGCAGGUGGAGGUAAGUGAGCAGCGGCUGCAGGAGGAGCUCGAUGAGACCCGGGGCGAACUUGAAGCGGCAAACCAGCGCAACAAGAAGAUGAACGGGUCUUCCGGACAGCGGGAUCAGCUGGUUGGUAGGCAUCCAGGGACGGAAAUGGAAGAGCUUGAAGCAACGAUGAAGAAAGUAAAGGCCAAGGGCCUGGAAGCAAGUGGCGCUGGCAAUGUGCCCGGGCUGCGCAUGGAGCAGGCUGUUGUGCGGGGCCUCCAGCGGCAGCUUGUGGAGGAGACGGUCAACGCUGGCCACCAGGCAAGCGAGAGCCAGGAGAGUGCCAUUGAGAGCGUGCGGACAGAGCUUCGCAUCGAAAAGGCAGCAAUGCGCGCUUUUCACCGAACAGCUGGAAGCGAUGUGGAGUCAACUGUGGAGCAAGCAAUGCAACAAAGGGAGGAUCUGAAGCAGUCCCUGGUGCGUGCAGAGAAUGCAGCUGUGCGCGGCUUGCGCAGGCGCAAUGAUGAGGCAAGACGCAUGACGCUGCAGCUGGAAGAUCCGCUAGUGCAAGAAGCAAACGCUAUUCGUAGUGCCAUUCCACAAGAAGAAGAGACGCUGGAGUUCCUCUCUGAACGACUGCGCAAUGUGGAAGAGGCGACUGCUGCCAUGGUGGAAGGUAAUUUGGGCAGAGACGCAUUCCAGCUGGUCGCGAAAGCCCAGGGGUUUGAGGCUGCCGAAACCACGGCUGCCAGAGCUCUUGCUGAGGAAGCGCAGGCAUUGGCUCAUGCAGAAGCAGCCAGGAACGAGCUUCGAGACUCCGACCUCUACGCAGUGCGGGUAGAGCUGAAUAGAGAGCGAACUCUUCGUCUGAAGGCAGUUGAUGAACACGCUGAGUUGGCUCGAAAGCUUGCAGAAUCGCCCUCUCCCUCCAUGACUGCGGCUUUGGGGGAGGCAUCGAAGCCCACUCCAGCCAUACAAGCCGCAGCCUCCUCCCCAGUGCUGUCAGCUCAGCCUUCAGGACCUCAACCUCAGCAGCUCACAACCAGCUCUAAGCCAUAUCUUCGAGAACCUUACUGGUGGUUAGUAGGGAAUGAUUAUAGGGGAAUAGAAUCCCUAUAUUAUCCCUAUAGCGAUUCCUUCUGGGAAUACAUUCAAUAG
Molecule: messenger RNA, 2514 nt
Organism: Symbiodinium pilosum
Lineage: Eukaryota; Dinophyceae; Suessiales; Symbiodiniaceae
Source: the annotation of a GenBank genome assembly